UGCUUCUGAACGCUAAAAGCCGCACUGUUGGGCGAUUGGAAUUUUCCCCAGUGACGUAAUGGUGUACCAAUUGCAGAGCGCAGUUUUGAAAGAUAGAUGUCACUGGGUGCGCUUAGACCAAUCAGCAGGCGGAGACGAUGUGGACGGAAAAGAGAUCCAAAUUCAAACGCCCGGGAAAAGUAUUGUUAUUGUUACGAUAGGGAGUUGCCAAAUACUUUUACGAGUACGCGUGCGCAAACCAUUUGAAGGAAGAAAACGAGGCAAAGCAAUGGCAUCUGUGUUUCAUAGUGUUACUGCAACAGUAGGUUGGAGGAACCAUGACAUUCUUGAAGAUUUUGAUGAAAAUGAUAGUCCAAAGCCAGAUAAAUUCCGGAAACUUCCAUCCAAUUCACUAAAUACUUUCCGUAUGUCCUUAAGGAAGAGACUACCGCUAAAAGCUGUGGAGAUAAACAUUGAUGAGAAUCCGAGCUGGGAGAGUCUGGAACUGAAGAAAAAAGAAGGUGCUGUCCAGACUGUUAGUAGGACUGCUAAAAAUGCAUUUGGAACAGUGUCACAGAAAGUACAGAAGAGGUGCCAGUCCUCUAAUAAACACUUAAUGACUACUCCUACUAAGGGUAGAGCACCUAGAAGGCAUAGCGGCAUGACUGCAGCGAAGAAAAGCAUUCCGGCUUGUACACCGCAAAAGACUGAUGGUAGUGUAUCUGCUACUACCACUCCCAUAGCAAACUCUAAGCAAACUCCAGCAUCAAGCAAAAGGCGUAGUCACUGGUCUGGAACUCGAAACAAACAUUUAGAUUCUGACCAGAAGCAGCGGAAGAGUCUGUCCGCCUGGGUUGGUAAUGGUACAUCAUCAGUGAGGAGAUCUGUUCGAGCAACUGCACUCAGGAGCCCAUAUGCAUCACCUGCUCCACUUAAAGGAAGGUUGUUUGACAAAGAUCUUGAAACGGUGUCCACAGGAAUUCGACAACUCAAGCGUCUCUCUCAAGCUUUUGACUAUGUCAUCGUGAAAGAUGAAAGGGAGCAGGCAAUCGCUAACUAUCAUCAUUUAAUGACCAGAAACUUGCAGUCUGCGACACAGUAUCGAAAAGUUUGCAGAUUGACACUAAGGCGAAGUACAAGGAAAAUCCAAAAAGCUGUCCACACCUGGACUAACAAGAAGUUAAUCGGCCUUAUUGGUACUAACACUGAUUACUAACUGUGUAACGCAUAUCAAACUGUAGUGUUUGGACAUUCUGUUUCAGUUGUCAAUAUAGUAUGUGAAACGACUUGGAAAUAUGAAGGACGACUUCAGUUUUGUGAAGGAAAAGAGCGAAUGUUUAAAAUAACUGUUGAACUUCACAUUUUUGCUAAUGGUGAAAAGUAAAUGGUGAGAUUAUUUUUAAAGGUGAAUGUCCUGUAUUUUAUUUACUUUUUUUCUCCAUUUUUAAAGACUGAUUAUUUCUUUCACGUAAUGCAGUUAGUUGACUCUUAAAAGCACUGAAAUAGUUGGCUGCUUAGCUGUUUACUACAUUGCCAUGUGGUGUGACCUCUGCUCUGGCAAUAUUCAUGUGUGCUACACAUGACCAGCUAAAUGAUAUGUUAAGUGCUAAAAUAAUAUUUACAAAAACUGAAAUAUCAUUUAAUACUUGUUUUGUUUUUGUAAUAUUUGUACACUUGUCUACCUUUCCCAUAUGUAAUGUAUUUCUUUUUCACUUGAGAAGGUUUCAUAGUCCUUGUGAAACUAUUUCAGACUUGUUCAUAGGAAGGUGCAGCUUUCACACCUGAGCUGUUACUGUUUUGGGCAAUGGCAUCAUUGCUUCCCCCCCCACCCCAAACCAUACCCCAAAAAAUUGAAUUGCAGCUGCUGUCAGUGUG
This is a messenger RNA of Protopterus annectens (West African lungfish), 1854 nucleotides long. RefSeq names its product PICALM interacting mitotic regulator (gene PIMREG). The record is from RefSeq and is a predicted model, not a curated record. Lineage: Eukaryota; Metazoa; Chordata; Ceratodontiformes; Protopteridae. The transcript has 5 exons. The coding region runs from base 59 to 1195 and encodes 378 amino acids.